GAAUCAAUACCAGUUAUGUUAAAGAUGGAAAGUUGGUGUAUGAGAUGUUCGUUAGAAAUGCCGAGUCCAGGAACAUUAGUCCACGGUUGGCCGGCCAAUUAGAGGCCAUCAUUCAAGUCUCGAAUGAUAUCUUGAGGAAACCAAAUCGACUCUUUAGAGAUAUAUUGAGAAGAAAGCUUUGCAAGUAAUCGGAGCUGCCUGAGAACGGGUUACAUAAGCUCGUAGAUGGAAUCAAACUAGCUUAGGAAGGAGCGAAGGAAAUGGAAAGAUUACAGACUGAACAUGCUCAAGAAAAAGAAACAAAUCAAACGGAAAAGGCAGAGGAAGAAAGAAAAAUCAUGGAGAGUGAGAAGCAAUUGAGAAGAGUGGAUGGUGGACGAGUAGAGAAAGAAAUUAAGAUCGUCGAGAAUGAAAAGGAAAUGAAAAGGGUGGAGGGUGUUCAGACAGAAGAACUCAGAAAUCAAGCAAUGCAAAGGAUAUUGCUUAACGACGGCAACUAUGUGGCGGAUAGAUGCUUGACUUACAAAUCAUCUGCACAAUGGGAUAGAAAAUAUUCGGCGAGAUACUGGUCGGAGAUUCAUGAGAUUAUUGAGUCGGAGAAGCAAAUCGAGGCAACAUCAAGAUCAUUACUACAAGCACCACCACCAUUGCCAAUGUUGGGUCAUCUCCUAGGGGCCGCUUUAGAUCUGAAAGUACCUGUGGACGAUAUAAUGUGGAAUAUAUCAAUGUAUUCCUAAAGGAGCAAGCUCUGUCAUACGGACAUAUCAAUAAUGGUCAAGCAAGGCAAUUGGGUGAAACUUGCCCAACGAACACAAAUUGAGUACGAAAAUUUAGACGCUCUAUUACCAGAUGAUCAUAUAUAUAAAGACAGGGUGUUGCCAUUGAAAUCUGCAACCAAGCCGUUUCAGGACAAAUACUUCUCUCACUUAAAGAUUGAAAAAAUUCUACAUGCUACCGGAGGUUUCGAAAUGAGAGAUUUUAUAUUGAAUACUGAAAUUGAUGACGCUAUGAAAGCAAGGGAGGGGGCUGCUGUUGAAGUGGCUUUGGAUAGAAAGAAGAAGACAGAAGAACGGAGGCAAUUGAAAGGAGAAAAGAAACGAGUCGGAAGGGAAUUGCGAGCUUCUAAAGACUUAGAAAGAGUAAGCAGCACUGGUACUGUGCUGCAAUAUCGAGAUUCAGCUAUUGGAACGGAUAAGACAUCCUGGGAAGUAGAUGAGAGUCUAUCAAAUGACCUUUUUUAAUUUUCAGAUUGUGGAUCAAGACCUGAAGAUUGUAUAACAAAUACCUAAAAUAACACUCUUUUAUACAUCAAUACCUAAUGCACCUCUCA
Molecule: messenger RNA, 1330 nt
Organism: Botrytis cinerea B05.10
Lineage: Eukaryota; Fungi; Ascomycota; Leotiomycetes; Helotiales; Sclerotiniaceae
Exons: 1
Coding region: 261-737 (158 amino acids)
Source: RefSeq, a predicted model, not a curated record